AUGGUUACCAAUGACCAAAAUGUGGAUGGACCUCAGCGUCAUCAACACGGGUCCUUGUCAGGACCGGCCCUGAGCAUCGUCUCAUCCAACAUUGAAGGUCUCACAGGCGCCAAGCAAGAUCUUCUGGCUGAACUUUGUGUGCAGAAUAACUGUGACAUCCUCUGCCUCCAGGAAACCCACCGAGGGCCUGCACGUAACCGCCCACGUAUUCCUGGUAUGACGCUGAUAAUAGAGAGACCUCACGACCAGUAUGGCAGUGCCAUCUUUGUGCGUAGCGGACUUACAGUGGAUAAGUUCUCUCUUUCAGAGACUGACAACAUUGAAGCCCUUUCUAUCUGCCUCAUGGGGAUUUCUGUUAGCUCAGUCUAUAAACCGCCAAACGAGACAUUCAACCUACCCAAUGCACCUACAGAUGGCCGUGUAAAUGUGGCUAUUGGGGACUUCAACAGCCAUAACGUCGCUUGGGGAUAUGGAGAAACGAACGAAGAUGGUGAAAACUGUGAGAAGGUUGUGCUGAACCCCAUCCCCCACACCCAACAUCGACCAAUCGGACUCAAAGUGAACGCCGUCAUCACUCAAAGAACAGUCCCCUUCCGCAAGCGCUUCAACUUGAGGAAGGCAAACUGGGAAAAGUUUGCGAAGGACCUUGACUCCUACAUCCAAGACCUGCCAGCCCUCCCGACCCACUACGACACCUUCGUAGAGCUGACCAAAAAAUCGUCAAGGGAAAACAUCCCCCGAGGCUGCCGCACCAGCUACACCCCAGGUCUGACAGAUGACUCCAAAGUGCUGUACAAUGACUACGAAAAACACUUUCAGGUCGACCCUUUUAGUGCUGAUACUCUUGAAUGUGGUGAGAAUCUGACCAAAGCCAUUACAGAAAGCAGACGGAGGAGAUGGCAAGAGUUUAUCCAGUCCACAGAUAUGACUCAUAACAGCAGGAAAGCGUGGAAAACAGUUCGGGUUUUUGGAAACGAUCUCACAAAGACUCAACCUAGGCCGCAAGUUACUGCCGACCAGGUAGCCCACCAACUCCUUGUGAACAGCCAGGGCAACCCAGACCACCAUCCGAGAAGAGCCAAGCUCCCAAAGACUGCUGACACUUCAGAGUUCACAAGACCCUUCUGCAUGAGUGACCUAUGCAGUGCUAUCAAAGCCAUGAAGAGUAACAAAGCAGCCGGACUUGACGACAUCCUCUGCGAGCAGAUAAAACAGCUUGGACCUGCUGCGCUUCAGUGGCUGCUUGACAUGUACAAUGACUGUAUGAGUACCAACAACAUCCCUAAGGCAUGGAGGAAAGCCAGAACUAUUGCUCUACUCAAGCCCGGCAAAGACCCAGCCAGCCCUAGGAGCUACAGGCCCAUCUCGCUCUUAUGCCAGACUUACAAGCUGUUUGAAAGACUCAUACUCAACCGGAUCGCCCCCUUUGUGGACGAGUGCCUUAUCCCCCAGCAGGCAGGCUUCAGACCAGGAAAGUCCUGCACGAGCCAACUUCUGAACCUCACGCAGUUCAUCGAAGAUGGGUACGAGGAAGGCCUGAUCACUGGAGCCGCCUUUGUUGAUCUCUCUGCGGCAUACGAUACAGUGAACCACAGAAUCCUCACCAGCAAGAUCUUUGAGAUGACAGGGGAUGUGAGGCUGACAGAAUUGAUCCAGAAUUUGCUAUCAAACAGGCGCUUCUUUGUGGAUCUAAACGGCAACCGUAGCAGAUGGCGCAGACAGAAGAACGGCCUCCCGCAAGGAAGCUUCCUUGCCCCUCUGCUAUUCAACAUCUACACCAAUGACCAGCCAUUACACCCCAAUACCAGAAGCUUCCUGUACGCCGAUGACCUGUGCAUAGCCACUCAGAAGCACUCGUUCGAGGAGGUGGAAAGGCCUCUCAGUGAUGCACUUGCAGAUCUUACUCCGUACUACGCUGCCAACCAUCUAAGGGCCAAUCCUGAGAAAACCCAGAUCAGUGCCUUCCACCUGAAGAAUCGAGACGCUCAACGAACACUGAGAGUAAGAUGGCAUGGGAGACUUCUUACACACUCUCACAAGCCCAUCUACCUAGGCGUCACCCUAGACCGCUCCCUCACAUACAAGGACCACAUUGCCAAAACUAAAGCAAAAGCUGGAGCCAGAAACAACAUCUUGAGGAAGUUGGCAAACACCAGUUGGGGAACAGACGCCAGAACCAUUCGUACAACAGCCCUUGCUCUGUCAUUCUCUGUUGCUGAAUAUGCGUCCCCAGUCUGGAGCAGAUCAUCGCAUGCUGCUAAACUCGACCCAGUUCUGAACACUGCUUGUAGAGCCAUUUCUGGAUACCUAAAACCGACAAGAGUAGACGAUCUGUACCUGUUGUGUGGAAUUGCUCCCCCAUAUAUCAGACGGGCAGUCGCAUCACAGAUGGAGAAGCGUAAGCAGGAGAAUGACCCCUUACACCCUCUCUUCGAGCACAAACCAGCCAAAAAGAGACUGAAAUCAAGGCACAGCUUCCUUCACAGCAGCAGUACUCGGGGGAAAUGCAGCGUUUGUUCGAGCAUGAAUGGCUUCAAACUCACUAUAGCAAACUCACUCACCCCUGAUCCCACUCUGGUGGUUCCCUUUGAUCGGGUUUGUUUUCAGCAGAUCCAGUCGGUGUUCGACCAAUCCAAACUGUGUUACCGUCUGCGUUUCCCGAGUCUGUACUCCUUACCAGUGGAUGACACGACCCUUACUUCACCAUAA
Messenger RNA from Patiria miniata (bat star), 2709 nucleotides. RefSeq lists its product as uncharacterized. NCBI's taxonomy places the organism in Eukaryota, Metazoa, Echinodermata, Asteroidea, Valvatida, Asterinidae. The record is from RefSeq and is a predicted model, not a curated record. Bases 1 to 2709 code for a protein of 902 amino acids. Gene Ontology annotation, molecular function: catalytic activity. The transcript has 3 exons.